This is a messenger RNA of Zalophus californianus (California sea lion), 1159 nucleotides long. Its product is annotated as high mobility group protein B1-like. Gene Ontology annotation, molecular function: DNA binding, bending. The coding region runs from base 88 to 699 and encodes 203 amino acids. Gene Ontology annotation, biological process: regulation of transcription by RNA polymerase II. Gene Ontology annotation, cellular component: nucleus. The record is from RefSeq and is a predicted model, not a curated record. NCBI's taxonomy places the organism in Eukaryota, Metazoa, Chordata, Mammalia, Carnivora, Otariidae. The transcript has a single exon.
UUGAGCUCCAUAGAGACAGCGCCGGGGCAAGUGAGAGCCAGAUGGGCACUGGGCGACUCCGUGCCUCGCUGAGGAAAAUAAUUAAACAUGGGCAAAGGAGAUCCUAAGAAGCCGAGAGGCAAAAUGUCAUCAUAUGCAUUCUUUGUGCAAACUUGCCGAGAGGAGCACAAGAAGAAGCACCCAGAGCCUUCAGUCAACUUCUCAGAGUUUUCUAAGAAGUGCUCAGAAAGGUGGAAGACCAUGUCUGCUAAAGAGAAAGGAAAAUUUGAAGACAUGGCAAAGGCGGACAAGGCCCGUUAUGAAAGAGAAAUGAAAACUUAUAUCCCCCCUAAAGGGGAAACAAAAAAGAAGUUCAAGGAUCCCAAUGCACCCAAGAGGCCUCCUUCGGCCUUUUUCUUGUUUUGUUCUGAGUAUCGCCCCAAAAUCAAAGGAGAACACCCCGGCCGAUCCAUGGGUGAUGUUGCAAAGAAACUGGGAGAGAUGUGGAGUAACACCGCUGCAGAUGACAAGCAGCCGUAUGAAAAGAAGGCUGCUAAGCUGAAGGAAAAAUAUGAAAAGGUUAUUGCUGCGUACCGAGCUCAAGGAAAGCCUGAUGCGGCAAAAAAGGGAGUUGUCAAGGCUGAAAAGAGCAAGAAACAGAAGGAAGAGGAGGAAGAUGAGGAAGAUGAAGAUGAAGAAGAAGAUGAUGAUGAUGAAUAAGUUGGUUCUAGCGCAGUUUUUUUUUUCUUGUCUAUAAAGCAUUUAACCCCCCUGUACACAACUCACUCCUUUUAAAGAAAAAAAUUGAAAUGUAAGGCUGUGUAAGAUUGCUUUUUAAACUGUACAGUGUCUUUUUUUGUAUAGUUAACACACUAUCGAAUGUGUCUUUAGAUAGCCCUGUCCUGGUGGUAUUUUCAAUAGCCACUAACCUUGCCUGGUCCAGUAUGGGGGUUGUAAAUUGGCAUGGAAAUUUAAAGCAGGUUCUUGUUGGUGCACAGCACAAAUUAGUUAUAUAUGGGGAUGGUAGUUUUUCAUCUUCAGUUGUCUCUGAUGCAGCUUCUACAAAAUAAUUGUUGUUCUGUUAACUGAAUACCACUCUGUAAUUGCAAAAAAAAAAAAAGUUGCAGCUGUUUUGUUGACAUUCUGAAUGCUUCUAAGUAAAUACAAUUUUUUUUAUUAG